Messenger RNA from Nelumbo nucifera (sacred lotus), 5916 nucleotides. RefSeq lists its product as uncharacterized. NCBI's taxonomy places the organism in Eukaryota, Viridiplantae, Streptophyta, Magnoliopsida, Proteales, Nelumbonaceae. The record is from RefSeq and is a predicted model, not a curated record.
CUCGGUUAUUUGAUGAUCUUCUUCGCAUCUUUGGCUAGUUUUUCUUUUGUUUUUUUUKKUUUUUUUUUUCUUUCAUUUGGAAGCAGCUGUUCCUUUACUUUUUUUUUCUCAAAUGGAUUUAAUGGGUUUCUUUUCCUAACAAUCUGUUGUUGGGUUUCCUUUGGAUUUGCUGAUGAUUAUGCUUUAGUUAUUUCAGUUUCGUCUUGCAUCUGAAAAAUUCAAAUUUUUUUCCCUUCUUGUAGUUUUAUCUCCGGAAUGGGAUGAAGUUCGGAAAUAGAAACCGUGUUAUUUCAUGCUCUCUUCUCCUCACCUUUUGAGCUUGUGGGUUCUUUUACCUUGUCUCACGGGUUCAUAUUCCAUAUUUUCUGUGAAUUUGCUCGUGGGUUUUGAAAUUUUUGGGUUUGAUGGGUUUUUAGAACCUCCUUUCUUUAUGCUAUUAGUUACUUUCUCUCUCGCUCGCUUGCCCUCUCUCCCUCCCUCUAUGCGAUAAUUUUGGAUUUAGGUUUCUCUUUCCCACGCUUAUUUUCUUUYUUCAUCUCAGAUUUCACAUAUGAUCACUGAUUUUUGUUUUUCUUCCAUCACUCCCUUUAAUGGGGGUUUGAUCUUUCCAGCUAAAUGGACUUGAUUUCGGUAGUAUGUAAGAUUUUACUGGUUUUGGGAUGUCUAUUUCAACUUUUUAUAUCUUUACCUUGUAUUUCUACUGGAUUAGUCACAUAAAAUGACGUUUAAUAGAUACUUCGAUCUUCCAUUCUCGUCUUUGCUGGGUGGGUUUCAUCUUCUCUCCCACCUUCAUGUUCUUCUUUUAGAUUCAUGGUUGCCAAAGAACUACAUCUACCGCUUGUGGAUGAAGAGGCGACUGAAUCUUCUUCUGGGGCUUUGAUCUUCACUGGUGUUGGUGAUGUGAGUUGAAACUCUCAGUUCUUUGUUAUGCUGGAGGCUAAGUACAAGAUAAGUCCAAGUUGUAGCCACAUCUCUUGUGUCUGUUGCAGAAACAGCACAAGAGGAGAGAAGCUUUUCUGCAGAUGUUAUCCAUUGAAACCUCUUCAGAUCCCUCGUGUUCUUGCAAGACUUCUUCUGUACCGAUAAGCGAUGAAAGGGCUUCAGAAAAAUUUGCCUUACAAAAGGCAGAUCUGUUGAAGUCAGGCCUUGCUGAUCCCCAGCUCUCCAACUUCUCAAUAAGAGGUUAUGUUUUUGCAGCCCGCAGCAAGGAUAUUGCAACAAACUGGCCUUUUGCUCAGCAGUAUUUGCAAAUUUGCUUGAGGCAUGGCAUUAAGGAUGUAUUACCACCUUUUGAACCUCCUGAUACAGUGAAAAACCGUUGUUUAAGGAAGUCUGUAGGAAACGAUCAACUCUUUGUCCGAGUAGAUGGCUAUGAAGGAGUAGAUAAAGAUCCAUAUCCAUUACGGGAGAAGGAGAACCUGACAUUAGGUCCUGAAGACGCAAACUUGAGCAGAUCAUCGAUAUUGUCUGGUUGCAAUGAGACAAGAGGAGAAGGAGAUACUCAAUCAACAGUGAAUUGUCCUGCCAAAUCCCAAAGUGAAUCGCUUCCAACCAACAGACUCUCUUGUUCAGCCCAAGGAGCCAGUACGUUGUCAGAAACCUCAGUAGAAGUUAGAGCUCUAGCAACUUCUGGUGCAUCACACAAAGCACAAAAUACAACUGAACAAUCAGGUAAGAAGUGUCGGUUGAUGGUAAAAUUGGGUAUCCACUCCAAUCCUAGCCGCGGUGAAGAUUUUGCUUCCAAUACAACCAGCAUAUCAGAACCCAUGGCUUCGAAAGUUUGCCCUGUUUGCAAGACAUUCUCAUCCACCUCAAACACCACGUUGAAUGCUCACAUUGAUCAAUGCCUGGCCAUGGAGUCAACUGCCAAAUUUUCUGUUAAUUUUAAGCCAACCAGACAUAAAAUAAAGCCAAGGAAAAAGAGGUCAAUGAUAGAUAUUUGUGCAACAGCGCCUCCAUGCACCCUGGAAGAGCUUGAUAAGAGGAAUGGUUCAAACUGGGCUGUUGAAUUGAGCAUGCCUUGUUCACAUGCUGAAGUUUGUGCUGAAGGGAAAAGGCAACGGCUCUCUCCUGAAGUUGAGGAUAGUGGUGAUGAAGGUGCAGUUUAUGUUGAUUCUAAUGGAACAAAGAUUCGGAUUCUGUCAAAAUUUAACAAUGUUUCAGCACCAAGUGUUGGAGGAGAUUCCAGGCCAAGGAAGCAUAUAAAAUAUGGUAAUGAAAGAAAAUUCUUUUAUUCUGGAAAGAAAAGACGCCUUGGACCAAGGAAGUUCAAGUAUCUAAAACUUAAAUCUCAGUCUGCGAGACUAUGCUCUCCAAAGGUUGAUCAAAAUAAGAUGCAUGAAGCCUCCGAAGAAAGAGAUGGGAUGGAGGAAAACCAUGAGAAAGAAGAAAGUCUGUCUCAACUCCUGAAAUCUCAUGAAAGUAUUCAAUCCUGUGAGUUGGGAACAUUAGGACAGUGGCCGUGCUCCAAACGCACUGGUUUGCUAAAGAAGUUUCGCAGCCAUGAUCACCAUCACGGUCCAGAAUAUUCCUCACAUGAGAUAUUGGGCUCAUUGAAUGGGAGGAACCAAUCAAAUUUAGGCAAGUUUUCUGUUGAGAGGAAGUGUAUUCAGAAGCUUUCUAACUCAUCAUUGGAGAAUGCCAUGUCUUUGAAAAGCAAGAGAGUGGCGAGCCCAGGAGUUCAAACCAUUGGCAAUAAGCAGAUGUGUUUUGAAACACCUGAGAAUAGUCAGAAUCAAUUGAACAAAGGCAGCAGUUCUACAUUUGAUGAGUGUAUGGUGAGGCUUCCAAGGUCUUCAGGAAAUCAUGCCUCUUCUUCAAGAGGCAAUAGAAUGGAGGUUUGCUCAAGCCCAGACAAAAACUCUGGUAAUUCACCCAAGGGAAAAGCAAAACAAACCAAAAAUUCUCAUGCUUUCUUAGAAAUGGGAAAGAAACUUCCUACUUUGAGGAAGAGCAUGCUAGUGGUCAGUCCACCAUUCACUAAAGCCAAGUUUAACGACCAUAAAGAGCAUUUGGUCUCUGAGAAGUCUCAAUUGCAUAGAAAUGUGGAGACAGUUAACAAAGUAGGGCAUUCUUUCUCAGAUGUGAGUAAACCAUGUGAUGAGAUGCAAGAUUACAGUGGAAACCAAUCUAGAAGCCUUAACCGGAUAGAAGGGAUUUAUGAUCCAGAUUUUUGGCCUCAAAUAGAAGGGACUAUGGAUGGAUGCUUAGUUGGCAGAAGCAAUGCAUCUGAAUCCAGACAAGGAGCAGUUCCAUGUGCCUCAGAAGAGGGAGAACCAACUCUGAAAGUUUCAGAGUCCAUACCUGGUUGUAGUAGUCAUAAUCCAGAUGCAGUUAUAGAUUCCCAUGCUGGAGUUGAUCAAUGUUGUGGAGAUAAUGUCACAGAUAACUAUGAUGGCCUAGAAUCUACUACAGACAAGAUUCCAAAUGAGGAGGAGGAUUCCAUUACUGAACUUGUAUCCAGGAAAACUGUCAAGGUCACCCUUAUAAGAUCAUACAAAAACCCAGUUUCAGAACCUAAUAAACUGGGUAAUCAUUCCAAGAUCCAAUCCAAAUGCUUGCCCUCUAUUGAAGAGCAUAAACUACCGGCAUAUGGAGCUGAAACACAGAUGGCACCAAGCAUACCAGGUUUUAGAGAUUAUAAAGAGACCGAUUGCUCCAAUGAAAUUGAUUAUGGGAAUGGUACACAGAAUGCUCAUAUGGAAACAGAAGAUUGUAGAGUUGGGGGUGAAACUUCUUUUGCUGAAGUUGAUCCAAUACCUAUCCCAGGACCACCGGGAUCAUUUUUGCCAAGUCCUGGGGAUAUGGGUUCUGAUGCUCUUCAGGAAAACUCAUCUUUAACCUCUAGCAGGGCUGAAUCUUCUCAAGAUCAACAAAUUGUGAUUGAUGGAGAUCCAUCUGGAUCUCCUCUUUCUGUCUCCUCAACCAUCUCCCAUUCCUAUAUGGGAAAAUUUGAUUUAAAAUAUUCAGAGCCAGAAUCAUCCAGUGGACUUUCUGAGGUUCAAGACAAGUUUAUGCCAAUCUUCUCAUGUACUAGCACUGGAUCAGCAAUGGCAGGUCCUGCUAAAUUUCCAUGCACAGGGAGCAUAAGUGGAGAAGACAGCAAUUUCCAUAGGGAAAAUCUACAGGUUUUUAUGAUCUCUCCCACAAAAGAACCUGAAAAUUUUAUGGAUAACCAGAAAUGUUGUUGCUUUAAGAACACAGACAUGUCUCAGGUGGCUGCCCAAAACUAUGAAGAUUCACAACUGAAGCAAUGUAUAGCCUCAGAAAUGCUUCCUUCCAAGGGAAGUCAGAUGAGUAGCAAUGUAAACAUAGGGCUGGGAAAGUCAACCUCAUUUUGCACUUCUCCAAACUCAAGUACUGACAAGAUGGUGUUCCCUGUGCUGGAAUUUUCCAAAGAUCCCUCUUCAAUGAAAGCCUCUUCUGAUGUUGCUACAAGCUCUCAAAGUUGUGUUUCCAAUCCUGCCAGCACAUCCUCUCAGGUUCAUCACCAUGAAGCUGCUACCUCUACUCCUGUUCUGAGGUUAAUGGGAAAGAAUUUAGUGGUAGUGAACAAAGAUGAGGAGACACCUGUGCAACCUAGAUAUUGCACUGUUGGGAAUCAGGGAAACCCUCCUAGCACAAAACAUUUGACACUUCUCAGAUUUGCCAAUAAUGUCACAAAUCAGGAGAGCAUUUCUUUCCAUCAUGCUGCUCCUGAUGGUUCUGCCAUUAUCACCCAGGAUUCCAAACCUUCACCACAAUGUUUUGCUGUCAAUCUUUCAAAUGGCUUAAAAAAUCACUAUACUGUUGAGGCACACCAAGCAGCAGGAGGCAUCUGCCACGGUAUGCAUGCAGGAAGUUUUGAUUGUCCUUCCUUGCAACAGCACAAGCCAGAUGGUAAUGGCAACAUACAAGGUCAACACAAGAGGUCAACUAAUAAGCUCAGUUCUUUUUCUUGUAAUGUUGAGAGAGUUGUUUCUUCUCCACCACUUCAACAUCAGAAUGCUGCUUCUGCUUCUCAUCGCAUACAAGAGGUGAUCAUCAUUGAUGACUCUCCUGAAAGUGAAGAACCUGAUUCAAGGAAGAAAGCUGAAAUUUACAGUGAGAUAUUGAAAAGGAACCAGCAAUCUCCAGUGCAUAUUUUGACUUCAACUGCUCCAAAUUCCACUUUGAGGCAGAUGAAUCCAUUUCCUUGUUAUCAAACACUUCUCCCUUUUUCCCCAAGGGWGCCACCAGUUGGUCUCCGGCCCAAUUUUCUUUUGACAUGCACUGGAGGAGCAAUUGCAAGUCCUGUGAAGUGGGGACUUACUUCUGAAGGUUCUGUUUUGCAUGAAGCAUCCGCAGUUGCCAAGCCUAGUUUUCUGGUGUCAUGCCAAAGGAAUGCAAGUGCGGGUCCUCUCAAGUGGGGAGGUAAUUCUGAAGGUCCCAGUGCGGUAAUGCGCAGUCCUUUCAUGGUUCCAUCAUCAUCAUCUACAAAUAAUCUGAACCCAGCAAUGUAUUACUCUUCAAGCUUGUUGUAGUCGAAGAGUCUUCAAACCAAAAGGAAAAAGGGCAUCUAAAUUGUGAGAGCCAUUUUGCAUUUCUCUGAGCAUAAUUAGGGAUCAGCAAAUUUGUGUUGAGAGCUUAAGAUCUUCUGAUACCAGUGGUAGAUUAAAAUUCACAAGAAGCUGUUCUUCUGGAGAAGGAAAUCAUAUACUUUGACCAAGGAAUGGAGCAAGUAAUGCAGCAGAUAUGAGUUAUUGAAUAGUUUUUUAUAUUUAUUUCAAUGCACUGAUAGUUGGGUAAGAUCCAAGUUUUUGAGACUGUUGGCUUGCAAAAUUGCAGUCUUAAGCUUGCCCAAGAGUAGAUUUAUGCAUAUCUUGAAUAAUUGAUCAAUGUGAAAGUUCCUUUGUCAACUACCAUGAAUAUAACCGGUCAUAAAUGGCAAUCUUAUCA